CCAGGUCAACAAAGCCAAGGGAGGAGGAUACGAGGAGUCGUAUGAGGAAUGUGCGCUUCUAUUUCUCAACAUCCACAACAUUCACGUAGUUCGUGAAUCGCUGAGAAAGCUGAAGGACUGUUUAUUUCCUCGGGUGGACGAGAAGAAUUAUUUCAAGCUUUUGACCUCUUUGGCAAUGGUUCAAUUGGAUCCGUAUUAUCGAACUAUCAAAGGUUUUGCCGUAUUGAUCGAAAAAGAAUGGUGCAGUUUUGGGCACAAAUUCGCUCAUCGGAUAGGUCACGGAGAAGACAAAGCAUCCGAUGGUGAGCGUUCUCCGGUUUUUGUACAGUUCAUCGACUGCGUAUGGCAACUUUUACAGCAGCACGAGUGUCAUUUCGAGUUCAACUCGUUUUUACUGGUGACAAUACUUGAUGAGUUAUAUGCGUGCAGGUUCGGGACAUUUUUGUUCAACAGCGAGAAACAACGUUUGGUUGAAAAUAAGUGCGCGAAGAACACGGUGUCUUUGUGGACGUACAUACUCGAAAAUAAAACGUCUUUCUUAAAUCCUUUGUACAAUAAAGACCAGCGUACUGUCCUCAUUAUGAACUCGUCAAUGCGUGUGCUUCAAAUAUGGAAAGAGUAUUAUGCAAGACAUAACCCACUUGUCAUUGCACCAGGUUCACUGAGAAUAGGAACGGAUUUGACUCGAAGUUCGUCAGUGGGGUUACAUGUAUCUAUUCAGGCGGCAAAACGCUAUGCUCUUGAACGAGCGUGCGGAAAACGGGCUUUGCUCGAAGAGUUAGUGAAUAUGUCACAAGUGUAG
Angiostrongylus costaricensis is the source of this 802-nucleotide messenger RNA. The record is from the annotation of a GenBank genome assembly. Lineage: Eukaryota; Metazoa; Nematoda; Chromadorea; Rhabditida; Metastrongylidae.